Molecule: messenger RNA, 813 nt
Organism: Botrytis byssoidea
Lineage: Eukaryota; Fungi; Ascomycota; Leotiomycetes; Helotiales; Sclerotiniaceae
Exons: 1
Coding region: 1-813 (270 amino acids)
Source: RefSeq, a predicted model, not a curated record
AUGUCUUCUGCACAAGAAACACAAUCCGAAUCAUCAAAUCCCUCCAACACUAGCAGCACUAGCAGCACUAGAAGCUUCGCAAGUCUUCCUCGUGAGCUCGAUGACAUUAUAUGGUCUCAAGUUCCAAUAAUCUCAGGUCCCCGAUUAAUCGAAAUUCGUGCCGAUCCCACUGUUCAGUCCGGCGAGAAACAGUUCAAAAUGAAAAUCGAGUUUUGUGGAAACCCCAACCGUCUGGUUUUGAACGCAAGAGCCGUAAUUCUUUCCCAUAAUCGAUACAUGUUCGAUCAUAAGAUCACAAAUCCUCAGAUUAUCAACACCGCGCAGGACACCUUUAUAUUCAGUGGGAUCAGUCAGCUAGAUGAGUAUGUUCAGCAUACGGGAGCUAUUAUCACCAAAACUGGUGCGGUGGACUCGGAGUCUGUAUGCUAUUCAAAAAUGCAGAAUCUAGUAGUCAAAUUGUCUUUGGAUAUUGGAUAUCCCGGCUCAGAACCAUAUUUAGUCUGGCUCAACCGUCUUCGCGAGGAGAUUGAUUUCGACAAGUUUAUCUUGGAGAAGAUUUUGCGCGAGAUUCUAGAGUUUGUCAGCAAAGUACAGAGUCUUAAAAAGAUAUAUCUCUUGACUGAAGAAGAGAAGAUGCCUGGACCCAGACUUGUUGAGCGGAUUGAUGGUCGGCUCAUGGAUCUUUUUGCAAAGGACGAUGAGUUGCAAAGCCGAUAUAGCAAGGGACUAAGAAUGCCAAAAAUUGUGUGUCUGACGACGAUGCAAUUCCCUCGGGAGUUGAAGAGAGUAUGCCGCAGAUAUGGCAUAAUAUGA